AUGCGUGUUGCUGGCUUUAUUUCUCUUCUCGCCGUGCUUCUUGCGCGCGUGGAGGCCGCGCCAAAGGCCCUAAAGCCUCAUGAGCGUCAUACUCAGCAUCACACUUCGACCUCGCUGUCUCACCAAACCAAGUUGGGCCAGUUCGCGCACAAAGGCCCCGUUCCUACCGUGACCGUGGAGCGUUCGACGACCAUCUUCCGUACAGUGACUAUGUCUACGACGGUUCACUCCACUACGACUAAGAAACUCAAGCCCGUGACUGUGACCGAUACGGCGUUCACAACAUCUACUGCCUAUGUCACUGCUUCGACUAACACCGAUGUUGUCUCAGUCACUUCGACCGAGUUUAAUACCGCUACUGUGACGGUGACCCCGGAUCCUAUCUCUGUUACUAUCGAGUCAGACACUACAACGACGACCACGGCGACAUCAACAAUCGCUGCUACGGAUGGCUUCAUUCCGAUUGCUUCUAGUUUUUCUACGCAGGCUCCACUUAAAAAACGGGACCUCGAAAAACGGUCAAAUGCUAUUGAUAUCAAAAAUAUGCAGCAUCCGCAGUCUGUGACAUGCAUCAAGGAGAUUAUCGUAGAGAUCAUUAUCAUCGAGAUCUUCACCGCUACUCCUAUCACUAAGACAGUGUGCGUCCCGAGAGUCACCACUCACAUAACUAGCGCCGUCACUACCACUUCGACCAUCGUCCCCGCAGAUGUCUCAACAACGGUUAGCGAAACAGUCACAUGUACUAUCACUUCGGCAACGACACUUCCGCUGACAACACAGACGGUUACAACCACCUUUACCGUCACAGAGUCAAGCACAACCUCCGUCUUAGGCGCCUGCGCCACCAACAACAUCGCCGGCUCGCCUCUAUCAUCGGACUUUGGCGAACUCGCAGGUCAAUAUGUCGUUAACGCUGGAUGGGGAACGUUCCCGGGGUAUACGUACACCACCAGAAGCGGGUCCACUCCGUAUGAUUGCUGCGUUGCCUGUAUACAGGAUGAGUCCUGCGGACUCAGUUAUCUCGUAAACGCAAGCGGAGUCUGCAUUAUGGUUGACACGACGACGUGCUCGCAGUCCAGUAAUCAUGGGUGGAUGUCUUUGUCACCAACUGAUGUCAAUUUUAAUACUUUUCAAGUGUCAAAUGGCAACUGUGCAGUGGUUAAUAUGGACUCGUAA
Molecule: messenger RNA, 1176 nt
Organism: Penicillium riverlandense
Lineage: Eukaryota; Fungi; Ascomycota; Eurotiomycetes; Eurotiales; Aspergillaceae
Exons: 1
Coding region: 1-1176 (391 amino acids)
Source: RefSeq, a predicted model, not a curated record